Molecule: messenger RNA, 1964 nt
Organism: Trachymyrmex cornetzi
Lineage: Eukaryota; Metazoa; Arthropoda; Insecta; Hymenoptera; Formicidae
Gene: Ndc1
Product: Nuclear division cycle 1
Exons: 1
Coding region: 246-1964 (572 amino acids)
Biological process (GO): nuclear pore organization
Cellular component (GO): nuclear pore transmembrane ring
Molecular function (GO): protein-macromolecule adaptor activity
Source: RefSeq, a predicted model, not a curated record
UUGCGGUGUUUAAAAUCGUUUAAAUGAUUUGAAAUUUUUUCUGUUUAAUUGUCUCUGACAAUACUGACCGCAACCGAGAUAUAAUAUCGGACAAAGCCUGCAGAAACGGUGAUGGCAACAUUACACCUGCUUACACAGCGCCGCGAGGAAGCUUGAAGUAUAUUAUUGUACGGAAUUUGGCAAGCGGAUGGUGAAGAUUUGAAGGUUAAUUGGCGCGCGAAGAUUAACCGGCUUCAACGAACACGAUGAUUGAUACGGAGAAGAAGGGCUGCAGGGAAUUACUGAUACAGCGGAUGACCUUGGCCGUCAUUACGAGUGUAAUGUUGCAAUUAUUUGUCGUCUGUUGCGUCGUUCUGCUCACGAAUCUCAGCACGGACUAUGCACAUUGGCUUGAGGAAACUUGGAUCAUUGUAAUGUCUCCUCGAAUGUGGGCUUAUAUCAUCGUUCUUACCAUGGUGACUUUUCUGCAGAGUUUUUUCUGUAGCAAGAAUUAUCUGCGUCCUCCACUGUACUACAAGAGCAGAUUUGCCAAGCUGUGUAUGACUCUUAGAAUUCAAAGCUUACUUCAGCGAGCAUUGUAUAUUGUUAUCGGUGGUAUCUUGGUCUGGUUACAAUUGUCGUUGAGGAAAGGAAGCUACAGCUCUUUGACUACAGACUCAAGCAAUGUAUACGGAACAUAUCCAGUGGAAGAAUAUUACUUUCUGUUAUUUAGCGGUCUAUGGAGUGGAUUGUAUUUCUCGUUUAAAACUGACAGUUUUGCUGAAAAAUAUUUCCAGUUUCCCAUUAUAGCACAGUCCAAAUUCUUUCAAUUAAGACGAAGAUUUUAUACAAUGUUUCCAACAUUGAUGAUUUCCUCCAUGUGGUCGACUCUGUAUUUCAUGGCUAUUUAUUAUUUCAUGGGAUCAUAUUUCCGUGAAGCGUUGUUGCCAAUUUCCAUGCAGAUGGAGGUCAAACCUUUGGACACUGUGUCUAGAUUAUUAAAUCUAUCACUGAUAUGGCAACUGUGGCUCUAUCAGUUUAUAUUUAUGCUGAUUACCAACAACACAAACACGCUAUUUGAAAUAUAUCUGACCGAAUGGGCUCCAUUCAAAUUUGGCUUGAGCGGUGCAUAUACUCCUGAUAGUUCAGAAACUACCCUUAUUGAUGUACUAUCAAUGGAUAAGAUACCCAUAAUGCAGCAUUUGGGUUACUUAGACUUGGUUACCUUAGCCCAAAAAGAACAAAUGAGAAGGAGUAUGUUGUUUACACUCAGUCAACCAGGUGGUCAUCCAUACAAUUGGAACUGUGUAGUACAAAAGAGUACAAACCUUCUCGAGAAGUUUUCAUUAAACCUCAAUGCGAUAUCUACAAAAUCUCAAGAUCAAUCCUGUUACAGCACUUUGACAGCAAGAGUUCCACCAGUUCAGCAAAGCAAAUAUAUAUAUCAUAUGCGGAAAUUAGUACCAGAUACAGCACCAAUAUCGGUAUCAGAAGAUGCAAGAGAAGUACCUUACAGUGGUUCAUUUAUUCAAAAGUUUAUCAAGCAGAAAAAAGAUGCUUUUAUAGCAUAUUUGUUGUCUAAGCCAUUUAUCAAUUACAUCUUUGGCGAACAAGAUGACAAUAAAAUUCGUUAUGCUUUACAAAAUGGACAACUGGUGAUUUGGGCAGCCGAAGCUAUUUCAUCUUUGACCGUCUUUUCGCUAAGUGAAGAUUCUUAUGGUAUUGUACAAAAAGAUGUGCCAGUUAUCAUCAACACUCUGUUGUCAGUGAAGCAGGCUCUGGACAAACUGUCAAAAUCAGCUAUGCUUGCAAGGAAAAUGCAAGCAGAUGAUAAAUUAAUUAGGGAAAUUUUUACAUCUUUACGAAGUACAAUAAAGCGUAGUCUAUAUAAAAUUGUUACAAACUUUGAACCAUAUAUUAAUGACUUGUCUCUCGAACUUCCAAUAAUAGAACAAUUGCAGGGCUUUCUUAAUUACAAGGAAUAA